UGUAGAAAUACAUGGAAUAAAUCACUCAUAUCAGAUCAUCAUCGAUUGACGCCAACUUCACACAACAGUUUGAGCGAUUGGGCGAUUGACCUGACCGAGAUCAAGAGAGAGAACUGGUCCGCCUCCUUUUUUCCUUUUUGACGCCGUCUCCAUCUCUCUCAGUCCAUCUGGUCAUCUCAAGUGUCUCUUCCCUCGCUCCGAUUUCUCCAUGCGAUCUGCUCGCUAGCGUCAAUUGCGGGAACCAACAUUGGCGUGAUCCCCAUCCAAAGCGACCCAGCCAUUUUGCGCUGCUUGACCUUUUUCCCCCCACUGUUAUAUUUCCUUGCUGAAGUUCAAUUCCCCUGCAUCAAUAUUCGCACGAGCAACCCACCACCUCUCUAACUAUCGACCCCGCCACCCGGAUUCUGUUCCGCCCCAGUAUUAUCCUCUGCGUUGAAGGGUGGUAAUUUUCAAAGGGUCGCCGACAGGAUGAACGGCGACAGCAUUACCAAGGCGGCUAUUCAGAAAGCCAAACAAGUAGCGAGCGCUGCGAACGGCAACGGGGGCAAGAAGCGAAGGAAGGGUCAAGAUCUCAAGCCCAUCGUCACCACCGAGAAUCAACAAUCACAAGGUGUCAGUCCGCAGAGCGCCGUCGGUAUGAAUAACUACAGCAGCUCGCAGGGCGUGAACACCCCUCUGGCACCACCGCGACCAACAUACACGACUCAGAUCAGUCGCUCGCCCUCAAUGUCAUCAGAAUCCGACGACCCCGCCGCCGAGAACACUGCCGAUGAGGAAGACUCGGAGGAUUACUGCAAGGGAGGUUAUCACCCUUGCUCUGUCGGAGAGUCAUUCAAGAACGGCCGUUACACUGUUACGCGCAAACUGGGAUGGGGCCAUUUCUCUACCGUCUGGCUUUCACGGGACAACGAAACGGGAAAACAUGUCGCUUUGAAGAUUGUCCGGUCGGCCGCUCACUACACUGAAACUGCCAUCGAUGAGAUCAAGCUUCUAAAUAAGAUUGUCCACGCGAAACCCGAACAUCCCGGUCGCAAGCACGUCGUCAGUUUACUGGACUCUUUCGAACACAAAGGUCCCAAUGGCGUUCACGUCUGCAUGGUGUUUGAGGUCCUCGGUGAAAACUUGUUGGGCCUCAUCAAGCGGUGGAAUCACCGUGGCAUUCCGAUGCCGCUCGUGAAGCAAAUCACCAAGCAGGUGCUCCUCGGUCUUGACUACCUUCAUCGAGAGUGUGGUAUCAUUCACACAGAUCUCAAGCCUGAAAACGUACUCAUUGAGAUUGGUGACGUGGAGCAAAUCGUCAAGACAUUUGUCAAGGAAGACUCGAAGAAGGAUGGCAAGGACGACAAUCGCAAUGGCCGACGGCGGAGGCGUACACUCAUCACAGGCAGCCAGCCGCUGCCUAGUCCACUUAAUGCAAGCUUUAGCAGUAACGACUUACGAUUUCCCGGCAGCACACAGGGCUCCACGAGCAGCCUUAAUAAAAUAAUGAAGGAGAGUCAAGGCUCUUCUUCCAACCUUUCAAUGCGAGAAAAGCUAGGCAUCAGUUCCGCCGACGACGCGACACAAAGCGAGAGAGAAAAGACAGAGGAUAUCUUGACGCAAGACAUUUCUGGCAUCUCACUCGAUAAGAAGGCAGCAUCGGAACAGAGCUCGCAGCAGGAUCUUGAACACGCGAUAGAUACCAUUUCCGUAAAGAUUGCAGAUCUAGGCAAUGCCUGUUGGGUUGGACACCAUUUUACAAAUGAUAUUCAGACCCGACAAUACCGCUCUCCUGAAGUCAUCUUAGGCUCCAAAUGGGGCGCAAGCACAGAUGUUUGGAGUAUGGCAGCAAUGGUCUUCGAGCUCAUCACAGGAGACUACCUCUUCGACCCUCAGUCAGGCACCAAAUACGGUAAAGAUGACGAUCACAUUGCUCAAAUCAUUGAGCUCCUGGGCCCCUUCCCCAAGUCACUCUGUCUCUCCGGCCGGUGGUCACAAGAAAUCUUCAAUCGCAAAGGCGAAUUGCGGAACAUCCAUCGACUACGGCACUGGGCUCUCCCUGACGUCCUGCAUGAAAAAUACCACUUUAGCAUCGACGAAUCGAAACGUAUCUCGGACUUCCUCAUCCCCAUGCUUGAGCUUGUACCAGAGAAGCGCGCCAACGCAGGCGGUAUGAGCGGCCACGACUUCCUGCGCGAAACAAAGGGUAUGGACGGAAUCAGUCUGCCUAUAGCUGUAGGCAGUCGUGGUGAAGGGAUUGAAGGGUGGUCUACCGAAAUCAAGAGAAGGUAGUGUAAACCGGCAUCCAUUAGCGUUCGGUUCGCACUCUCUUUUUUUUUACGAUACAUGACUGAAAGGAAAUCCUACACUCGGACGCUGGGCUGCGUGAUGCCAACGACAAGGGUAGAGAACAAGGCCAGUCAACAUAGGGGAAUACCUGUUGUGAAAUCCGCGCAGUACAGUUCGAGCCAUUGGCGCUGAAG
Xylona heveae TC161 is the source of this 2462-nucleotide messenger RNA. RefSeq names its product kinase-like protein. Lineage: Eukaryota; Fungi; Ascomycota; Xylonomycetes; Xylonales; Xylonaceae. The transcript is spliced from 5 exons. Gene Ontology annotation, molecular function: ATP binding; protein kinase activity. Gene Ontology annotation, biological process: regulation of mRNA processing; protein phosphorylation; spliceosomal complex assembly. The record is from RefSeq and is a predicted model, not a curated record. Bases 469 to 2271 code for a protein of 600 amino acids.